AUGGAGAAGUGUAUGAUUAGUUUGUCAAAGAAGAAACGUUUAUGGGUUCAUGACUUGCUCCAAGACAUGGCUGAGGAUAUUAUAUGUGAAGGGAAAGAUGAGAGGCCAUGGAAAUGUUUAAUGCUGUGGGAUUUUGAGGAUAUUAAUCACGUUUUCUCCAAUUUGGGAGAUGAAGCAGUUGAUGUGGAAAGCAUAUUUCUAGACAUGUCUGAAGGAAAUGAACUUAGUAUUACCCCUGGAAUCUUCAAGAAGAUGCCAAAUCUCAAGCUGCUUGAAUUCUACACUAACACCAGCCUUGUAGAGAGCAGAACAAAGAUGUUAGAUGGUCUUGAAUACCUUCCUACGCUACGUUAUCUUCGCUGGGAUGCUUAUCAUCUAAAGUCUUUACCAUCUCAGUUCUGUACUAGUUUCUUAGUUGAACUCAACCUCUCUCACAGCUCAAUAGAGACUGUUUGGAGUGGAAGUGAGCAAGAUCUUGGAAACUUAAGGAGCCUAAACCUCACAAGCUGCAAGAACCUAAACGAGUUUCCAAAUCUUUCACAAGCAACUAAUCUCGAGACUCUUAAACUCUCAAACUGUGAUAACUUGGUGGAGAUCCCUGAGUCCUCUCUUAGACAACUCAACAAACUAGUCCACUUCAAGUUAAGCAACUGCAAGAAUCUAAAGAGGUUUCCAAACAACAUCAACUUGAAAUCUCUCAGGUCUUUACAUCUAAACGGAUGCUCUAGCCUAGAAGAGUUCCCAUUUAUCUCAGAGACCAUCGAGAAGUUGCUUCUCAACGAGACAUCUAUACAACAAGUGCCAAUUUCAAUAGAACGUCUCACUCGUCUCAAAGAUAUACAUCUCACUGGCUGCAAGAGACUAAUGAAUCUCCCAGAGUGCAUCAAGAACUUAAAGUUCCUCAACGAUCUUGGACUCGCAAACUGUCCUAAUGUCACAUCGUUCCCACAAGUUGGAACUAAUAUUAGAUGGUUGAAUCUGAACAAGACAGGUAUACAAGAAGUGCCUUUGACGAUUGGGGACAAGUCAGAGCUUCGUUACUUAAACAUGUCUGGAUGUGACAAGCUUGUAAAUCUUCCUCCAACGUUGAAGAAACUAGGACAGCUUAAGUACUUGUAUCUUCGUGGUUGCAUUAAUGUCACCGAGUCUCCUAACCUCGCUGUUGGAAACACAAUGAAGACUUUGGAUUUACAUGGAACAUCAAUAAUUGACUCCAAGGGAGAAGAGCCUCCUCAGUGUGAAGUACCUGUUAUAAGACGGUUCUUUUUGAAGAACGUUCGUGAACACAUCAAGAGACGCAAAUCCAACAGAUGA
Messenger RNA from Eruca vesicaria subsp. sativa (arugula), 1314 nucleotides. The record is from the annotation of a GenBank genome assembly. Lineage: Eukaryota; Viridiplantae; Streptophyta; Magnoliopsida; Brassicales; Brassicaceae.